Ochotona curzoniae (black-lipped pika) is the source of this 522-nucleotide messenger RNA. It is a transcript of the gene GPIHBP1, whose product is annotated as glycosylphosphatidylinositol anchored high density lipoprotein binding protein 1. The transcript is spliced from 4 exons. Lineage: Eukaryota; Metazoa; Chordata; Mammalia; Lagomorpha; Ochotonidae. The coding region runs from base 1 to 522 and encodes 173 amino acids. Gene Ontology annotation, molecular function: acetylcholine receptor inhibitor activity. The record is from RefSeq and is a predicted model, not a curated record.
AUGAAGGCGCUGGGGGUCGUGGUGCUGGCCCUGCUGCUGUGCCGGCAGCCAGGGAGAGGGUGGGCGCAGGAGGACAAGGACGAUGACGACGUGGGGCUGGACGGCUACGAUGAUGAAGAGGAGGAGGAGGAGGAGGCCGGCGCUGGCCCUGGCAGCAGGGACGGAGCACGGCUCCAGUGCUACAGCUGCCAGUCCUUACAGCGGGAGGAACGCUGCAGCCACACGCAGAGCUGCGCCCACAGCCAGCACUACUGUACCACCUUCAUCACCCACGGCAACACCGGGUCAGGGCUCCUGACCACCUACUCCACGUGGUGCACAGACACCUGCCAGCCCAUCAGCAGGACGGUGCAAGGGACCCAGCUGACCGUGACCUGCUGCCAGUCGACGCUGUGCAAUGUCCCGCCCUGGCACAGGCCAGGGUCACAGGACCCACCGGGCAGCAGGGCAGCAGGCCCCCUGAGCAGCCUGGCACACGUGCUGGUCCCAGCCCUGCUGCUCAGCCUCUUUGGCAGCCUUUGA